This is a messenger RNA of Homarus americanus (American lobster), 753 nucleotides long. RefSeq names its product sialidase-like. Bases 1 to 753 code for a protein of 250 amino acids. The record is from RefSeq and is a predicted model, not a curated record. The transcript has 2 exons. Lineage: Eukaryota; Metazoa; Arthropoda; Malacostraca; Decapoda; Nephropidae.
AUGUCACACCCAUUACGCCCCGUCGUUCAUGUCACACCCAUUACGCCCCGUCGUUCAUGUCACACCAUUACACCCGUCGCUCAUGUCACACCAUUACACUCGCUCAUGUCACACCCAUUACACCCGUCGCUCAUGUCACACCCAUCACCCGUCGCUCAUGCCACACCCAGUCGCUCAUGCCACACCCAUUACCGUCGCUCAUGUCACCCAUUACACCCGUCGCUCAUGUCACACCCAUUACACCCGUCGCUCAUCACACCCAUUACACCCGUCGCUCAUGUCACACAUUACACCCGUCAUGUCACACCCAUUACACCCUUCGCUCAUGUCACACCCAUUACACCCGUCGCUCAUGUCACACCCAUUACACCCGUCGCUCAUGUCACACCCAUUACGCCCCGUCGCUCAUGUCACACCCAUUACGCCCCGUCGCUCAUGUCACCCAUUACACCCGUCGCUCAUGUCACACCAUUACACCCGUCGCUCAUGUCACACCCAUUACACCCGUCGCUCAUGUCACACCCAUUACACUCGUCGCUCAUGUCACACCCAUCACACCCGUCGCUCAUGUCACACCCAUUACACCCGUCGCUCAUGUCACACCCAUUACACCCCGUCGUUCAUGUCACACCCAACACACCCGUCGCUCAUGUCACACCCAUUACAUCCACACCACUCCCAGGCCCCCACCCAAAACCCCGCAUUCCCUACGUGGCCCCCUACAUUAUUGGAGUGGAACGGGAGUGGGAAUAA